Molecule: messenger RNA, 2270 nt
Organism: [Torrubiella] hemipterigena
Lineage: Eukaryota; Fungi; Ascomycota; Sordariomycetes; Hypocreales; Clavicipitaceae
Source: the annotation of a GenBank genome assembly
GCACACUCCAUAUGCAAUGAGCGCAGGCUGCCAUUCUCGGCGUGCGGGGGGCUGUCUUUGUCGUACCCUUUCUUUUGCUGCAGCUAUUCAUCCUACUGGUGGUGGUAGUACAGCCUAUAUAAAAGCUAGCUUUCUCCGCACACGACACCGUCCUACAUUUUCUUCCCCCUUUCUCCGUGCCUCUUGUCUUCUCUCUUCAUACACAUUUGGCUUAUUAUUUAUACCACGUUUUAUAACAACAACAUAUAACCAUGGCUACCGCAGACGUCGCCCCCACGGUCCAGUGGAUGGAGGGAUCCGUCAAUCUGCCGCUGGUCGAGUAUCCCGCCAACAGCUCGUCACUGGAUCCCCAGCAGACGGCCGAGGCGGCCAUCAAGCGCUUCAACGAGGCCCUAGAUAAAAAGGACUACGACGGCCUCUCCAAUCAGUUCCUUGCCAACGGCUACUGGCGCGACCAUCUGGCGCUGACGUGGGAGUUUCAUACCACGCAAACACCGGCCAAGAUUGCCGAGUUCCUCAAGAAUGCCGCCACCACCAAGGACGGCUUCCGUAUUCUCAAACUAACCAUUGACGAAUCCGCGCCUACGAGAAAGCCAGCACUAGUCAAGGUGGACGGCAAUGGCACGAUUGAUGUCGUCCAGUUCUACUUUACCUUUGACGGCGUCGUGGGUACCGGAGAGGGUCUUGCUCGUGUGGCUGUGGAUGGCACCGACUUUAAGAUUUAUACACUCUACACACUAUUGACCUCGCUCAAGGGCUACGAGGAGCCGCUCCAUGGUAGACGGCCAGCUGGUGUAGAUCACGGCCAGCACCCCGGCCGCAAGAACUGGCUAGAGAAGCGCAUCGACUCGAUCAAUUUUGAAGAUGGCACCGAGCCCGCCGUUCUAAUUGUUGGAGCUGGCCAGGCUGGUCUCACCGUCGCGGCACGCCUCAAAAUGCUCAAUGUACCCACGCUGGCCAUUGACAAGAAUGAACGUGUAGGUGACUCAUGGCGUAACCGUUACCAUCAACUGGUCCUGCAUGAUCCCGUGUGGUACGACCACCUACCGUACCUCAACUUCCCGCCCAUGUGGCCCGUCUUCUCGCCCAAGGACAAGAUUGGCGGGCUGUUUGAGGCGUACGCGCAGCUCAUGGAGCUCAACAUCUGGAUGCGGUCCACGCUCGUGCACACGCACUGGGACGACAACAAGCAGCGCUGGAACGUGGUCAUCAAGCGCACCAAGGACGACGGCGAGAUUGAGGUCCGCACCUUUCACCCGCGCCAUAUUAUCCAGGCCACGGGCCACUCGGGCAAAAAGGCCAUGCCCAACAUCCAAGGCAUUGACGGCUUCAAGGGCCACCUGCUCUGCCACUCGUCCGAAUUCCCUGGUGCCCGUAAGGACGGCCAGGGUAAAAAGGCUAUUGUGGUGGGCUGCUGCAACUCGGGACACGACAUUGCGCACAAUUACCAGGAAAGUGGUUACGAUGUGACUAUUGUGCAGCGCUCCUCGACCCAUGUCGUCUCGUCCAAGGCCAUUACAGACAUUGCCCUCAAAGGCGUGUACUCGGAGGAUGGGCCGCCUGUGGAUGAUGCCGAUCUGAUUAUCCACGGUAUGCCCAAUGCGCUACUCAAGACAAUCCAGGUGCAAGUUGGCGCUAUCCAGCGCGACUACGACCGCGAGCUGCUCGACGGCCUGACCAAGGCGGGCUUCAAGCUCGACGACGGACCUGACGGCUCGGGCUUGUUCUUUAAGUACUUCCAGCGCGGUGGCGGCUACUACAUUGACGUGGGAGCAUCUAAACUAAUUGCAGACGGCAAGAUCAAGGUCAAACAGGGCCAGCAGAUUGCCGAGGUGCUGCCUAAUGGGCUCAAGUUUGCCGAUGGCGAUGUUAUCGAGGCCGACGAGAUUAUCUUUGCGACGGGCUACGAGAACAUGCGCACGCAGGCACGCAUCAUGUUUGGCGACGAUGUUGCGGACAAGUGUAAGGAUGUCUGGGGCAUGAAUGAGGAGGGCGAGUGGCGCACCAUCUGGCAGGAUAGUGGACAUCCGGGCUUUUGGUUCCAUGGUGGUAAUAUGGCGCUGUGCCGGUUCUAUUCGAGGCUUGUUGCGCUGCAGAUUAAGGGGCAGGAGGAGGGGUUGUAUAAGCGUGGCGAGAAGUGAUUCGAAGGGGUGAUGAUGAUUUGCUGGUUAAAUUUUGUAUGUUUCUUUUUUAUGAUGUUAAUUGGAAUAUGUUUUGCGUUGUCUGUCACUUGAUGUUCACCUUGGUCUGUGUGUGGUAUUAUAGGCGUG